Messenger RNA from Paramecium sonneborni, 2684 nucleotides. The record is from the annotation of a GenBank genome assembly. NCBI's taxonomy places the organism in Eukaryota, Ciliophora, Oligohymenophorea, Peniculida, Parameciidae.
AUGAAUUAAAUUAAGAUUGAAGCAUAGAAUUCUUUAAAAUUUGAUCCUUUUUGCAUACCAGCUAGAAUUGAUUUGGCUAAAAUUCAUUAGGUAAGAAAAAUUAGUAAUUAGAAAGCUUCUAUGUGUGGUGAAAAUGAGCAAAUAUCAGAUCAUUGUCCUUGCUGUGGACAACAUAUAUAGUAAAAGGAAAUUUCAUUAUGUCGAAAUAGAUUGAAUUUGGCCUUUUUAGGUUAAGGUAUGCCUUUAUUUUUUGAAAUGACCCAGUAAUUAACUUUAAUAGUUCUUAUUUUAUUUAUUAUUUUUGGAAUACAAUCAUUAAUAGCAAAUAUAGAAAAUCAUGAUUGCAUUGCUUAAGAUAAUAUGUUUUAUAAAAUUUCUCUAAAUGGACUUUGUAAUUAAAAUUGUCCGUAAAACUCGACUGAUUUUUAAUCUAUCACAAGAUUAAUUCACUCAAAUGAAUGUUAAAUUAUAUGUGCUAGAAUUAUGGAUAUUUGUUUAGAAACAUCUGUUUUAGAAAUGUCAUUUGCAAACAAGUAGUUUGAUGAGACUUCAAAAUUAGUUUAAUCUAUUCUAGUUUUAUGCAGUGUUUUAGUUUUUAAAUUUGUUAUGAUAAGAGUUAGAAUAUCUUAAAGAAAUACUGCAAGGAUCUGUGAUUAAGAAUUUGUAUCUCCUUCAGAUUUCACAGCUAUGUUAACAAAUUUACCUAUAAAUGAAUAUAAUGAAAUAGAAUUAAAGGAUUCAUUGUUAGACUUUUGUUAUUAGUUUGAUUAAAAAUGCUAAUAUGAAAUAGUUAAAAUAAUUAUAGCAUACGAUAUUACUUCUUUUGUUGAAUACAACAGAGAAAAGAUGAAUUUGGAGAAGAAAGUAGAAAAAAUAGAAAAUUAUUAUAAAUAACAUGGUCGAUAUCCAAGAUCCUUGAAAAACAACUAAUUUAAUGAAUUUAAAUAAAGAAUCAAAUUUCUUGAUGAAAAACUAACAAUAAUUGAAAGCGAAGUCGAAAAUUAAAAAUAUUCUCAUUAAACUUAAGUUGCAUUUGUAACUUUCUAAACUAAAGAAUGUAAAUAAAUAUUUUAAAAAUAGAAUUGUAAUCAGUUUUGGAUUAGACUAAAUUAUCUUAUUGGGAGGAGUUAUGGAUUAGAUUUAAAUAUUAUUUCAUAAAUAGAUAAGAUAAGAGAGGAUUCUAUUUUAAAAAUCGUAUUAUUAUAUUUUGCAGAGCUCCAGAACCAAAUGAUAUAUUUUGGGAAAAUUGUGGAUUUAAUUUCUAGUAUUAAUUUCAAAAAAGAAUACUGAAUUUUUUCAUUACAAUAUUAAUUUUAGGAGGAUCUUUUACUAUUCUUUUAGGAUUAAAUAUCUUACAAAGUUAAAACCUAACAUCAUCUUUUGAUGAUACUACAAUGAUAAUAGUAACUUUAAUUAUUUCUUUGAUAAUUACAAUAAUUAAUUAGAUUAUAUAUUAUUUUAUCAAAUUAUUAGGAUAAUCAGAAAAACAUUUUACAAAAACUCAUCAUGAUGUUUCAGUAGCAACUAAAUUGGCAAUUUUUUAAUUUUUUAAUUCUGGAAUUUUCACUAAACUUAUAAAUAUUUUAGUUUAUAAUUUUGAAAAAGAAAAACUUGAUAAUUAUGGAGAGACUUAUGCUUACUCAAGAUAAGGAGGAGUUAUUUCAGAUGCAUUCUUUUUAUUAAUUGUAAAUUCAUUCUUUGUUCCAAUUUUUACUUAUUUAGAUCCUAUGUACUUCUAUAAAUUAUAUUAAUAAAAAUGCUUCAAAAUUAACAAUAAUUUUAAUUAAAUAGAAGCUAAUAAAAUAUUUGAAGGACCAUCUGUACUAUUAUAUGAAUAAUAUGCAUAUAUUUGUUUAUCUCUGUGGAUUUCCUUACUAUUUGCUCCUUUAUUACCUAUUUCGUUAUUAUUUUGUAGUUUAGGAUUAUUUUUAUAUUAUUGGAUAUAAAAAUAUUUAUUAUUAAAAAGAAAUUGUAAACCUCCAUUUUAAAGUUUUCAUUUAAAUCGAGAAAUGAUGAAUUUGUUUGAAUUAAGUCCUAUAAUGUUGGCAUUAGGUUAAAUGUGGACAGAUUAUGUAUUUAAUUCUAAUUCAGCCAUAUUAACAAUUAAUUUUAUAACUUUAGGAUUUUCUUGUUUAGAAUUAAUAACACCUGCCACAAGAAUAAGUAAAUUAUUUGAUAAAAAGUAAAACAUAUCAACUGAAAAAGAUAGAUACUAAGAUGUUUAUUUGAAAUUGCCUACAGACUAUGAUCGAACUAAUCCAUUAACUUAAUAGCAUGCUAUUUUGGAAUUUAUAAAAGCAAAAAAGUUAAUUGAUGUAAAUUACAAAUAACCUGAAAUUAUGGAUACAAAAACUGCAUUAUAUAAGUACAUUUAGAUAGGAGGAAUGCAAUUUAUGAAAAAUACUAUUUCAUUAAAACUUAAAAUUUCUAUGAUGAGAAAAAUCAAAUUAAUAAGAAAGGCUCGUUAAGCUUUUGCUUAAAGAUAAUAAGAAGAUGAAAUUUCAUAUGAUUAAUAAGAUCCUAUCUAUACAUAAACUCCUGAAUAUAUAAUUGUUAAUAAGAAUAUCAUUUUUAGAUAGAAUUCAUUGAACAUAUCCACUGAUAAUGAUUAUAAUAAUAAAUACUAGGAUACUAAAAAUUAUAAUUUUUCUAGAUUUCUUGGUCCAAAUAAAUUUGAAAAUUGA